AAACCACAAAAGAAAAAAUUAAUUGUAUCUAAACAAAAAAAAAUUAUUUCAGCAGCCAUUACAACAGUUAAGUCAUCACUAAGUAUAAACAUACAACAAUCUAACCAACGACGAUGGAUAGAAGAAGAUUACUAGGACCAUUGAAUACCAUCAUACCGAACAUAGGUAUAUCGUCUAAUCCCAACGACAUCAAACCAGAUACCACCAUUGAUAAUGAUGAAGUGUCUGCUAAUCAAAUUCAAAAUUUCUUCUUGAAAACAGGUAUAAUUGAAAAUGCCAAUGGAUCAGCAUAUUUGGAAGUAGGAAAUAGUAUUAUAGAAGUGCUGGUGUUUGGACCUAGACCUAUUCGAGGAUCAUUUGUCGAUCGUGCUUCAUUCUCUGUUGAAUGUAAGUUUCUUCCUUAUAUUACUCAACCAGGUGAACAAAUCUAUAAUACUACUAAUCAAUUUAAUAAUGGAAAUAGUAAUACUAAUGCCAAUGGUAGAACUGGGUUAACUACGAUAGAACAAAGGAUAUCGGCAUAUGUUGAAACGGCAUUGUUACCAUCUAUCAUUCUUGAAAAAUAUCCUAAAUCAACGUUUGAUAUCUUUAUAACUAUUAUAUCUACCGAAGAAGGUGUUAAUAACAAUGAUGAAGAUGAUGAUAAUAGUGCUCCUAACGAACAAUUGUUAAGAUUAACAAAUUGGAUUGUCAAUUGUUCAUCAGUAGCAUUGGUGGAUGCCAGUGUUGAAUUGAAAGAUAUAGUUACAAGUGGUAUAGUUAAGACUACAAGUGAUGGAAAAGUUAUAUUCGAUCCAAGAUCCCAAGGCAAUGAAGAAGAAGAACAAGAAGAAGGUAGUGUUAUUGGUGUUGCCAGUUUCAUGAAUUUAAGAAAUGAUGAGUUGGUAGGGAUAUGGAUUGAACGUCAAGGUGCCAUUAAUGUAGGUGAUACUGAAAUGAAUAAUAUUCUUGAUGGUUGUAAUGAAAUGUCAAAGAAGAUACGAGCAAAUAUUAAUACUUAUUUAGCUAAUAGUUUAGAAUAGUUCUACUUUUAAUAUGUAUAUAUAUAGAGCAUGUUACAAAUGUAUAAUAUGAUAUCAUAAAUUUCAUGGUAUUUAAUUUUUGUUUUUAUGUACUUUUUGUUAAACUCUAUAAUUUGUCAUUUUUAUGUUGUUAGGAAUAUAUACACAUUUUGAUUAAUUAGUAGUAUGAUGAGUAGAAGAUGAUGAUAAUUCUUCUAAUACACUCUUAAUAUCAA
Messenger RNA from Scheffersomyces coipomensis, 1237 nucleotides. Its product is annotated as exosome non-catalytic core subunit. The transcript has a single exon. Gene Ontology annotation, biological process: rRNA catabolic process; U4 snRNA 3'-end processing; nuclear mRNA surveillance. The record is from RefSeq and is a predicted model, not a curated record. Lineage: Eukaryota; Fungi; Ascomycota; Pichiomycetes; Serinales; Debaryomycetaceae. The coding region runs from base 114 to 1022 and encodes 302 amino acids. Gene Ontology annotation, cellular component: nucleolus; nuclear exosome (RNase complex); cytoplasmic exosome (RNase complex).